This is a messenger RNA of Grosmannia clavigera kw1407, 2409 nucleotides long. RefSeq names its product WD repeat protein. The transcript is spliced from 4 exons. The record is from RefSeq and is a predicted model, not a curated record. Lineage: Eukaryota; Fungi; Ascomycota; Sordariomycetes; Ophiostomatales; Ophiostomataceae. Bases 1 to 2409 code for a protein of 802 amino acids. Gene Ontology annotation, molecular function: protein binding.
AUGGCCGAAGCCGGCGGCUCUGGAUCAAUUCAAGUGGGGCAGAGCAGCACGCCGAUAAUUGUGGCGCCAGGUCCUUCCUUAGUGACGGCAUCGGCCGACAUAGGUUAUGCAGAAGAUGCACCGGCCGGCGGAGCGGUCGAUGUGGACAUGACCGAUGCCAGCGGGGAUGCUAUUGUCUGCGUUCAUUCCGCUGGCGCUUCUGAUCCUCAUGGUGAUUCCUCAGCUCUUGAAACAGACGACGACCGGAAUGAAGGCGGUGGAGAUGGUGAAACCGGCCCUAGUACCUCUGGAAUAACUGUCGACGAUGUGACCGCCUGGCCUGCCGUGCACGCUCUAGCAACUAUGGCACAUGCGCCAUCCCCAGGACUCACUGUGACUUUCGAUGUAGACUCUUCCCAAGAGACAGCAAGCUUGGGGCCUAGCUCCGGUGAAGCUGCGGCAAACAGUGCGAGUGAUAUUUCAGGCGAUCCUCCCGACACUUUCCCCGGUUCAGUCAGCGAUCCCGGUGAGAAUGAGGCCAGUCAUGGCGGCGAGCUUCUGAAUGAAGUACAGGGCCCAUCAUCUCAGAGUACGGUCGCCCAGUCCGUCCCUGCCAACCAGAGCCUCCCACAAGCGAGCCAGCCAGUGCAUGCUCAAGUGGCACAAGAUGAACCGGCACUUUCAACACAGGCGGUGCAUCCAGUUCCAACCCAGGGCUCCAAUAGUGGACCUUCUCCCUCCCAGCAGCAAAACAUACACACUCUCGGCGCGUCCGCUCCAUCUCUACAACCGGUGCAGGCACUCAGUCAUGGGCAGACAUCGCAGCCAUUUGAUAGUCAAGGCAACGAUAUACAAACAUCACCCUACGGACAUGUGCCAGACACAACCACAACAGCACAAAGCGGACUAGCCGAUCAGGCGGUGUUCGAUGACUUUUUUGCAGGUAUAACCAUGGAGAUUGGCGUUACAGAUGACCUUCAGAUCACUGGAACAGCUAGUGUGCACUUUGUGUCGACGGCAAUCGAUGAACAAGUCGACGAAGAACCAAGCAGCCUCGCCACCGUCUCUACAGGCAUCAUCAACACUGUUGAGAGUGAUGAAGUGAGCAAGCCGAUCACAUGCAUCCGCAGCCAGGAUCUGUAUGGCGACCUGCACGACCUUCAGGGCAUCAACUGGAUUGCGAUGGGGGUCACUCGCAAGCAGGCCCGCGACUUCCGGCUUCAAUCUUUUCACAACUAUGUGAGCUUGAAGGAUUCUGACAAGGCUGCUGUUCGUCCCGAUGACAAGAUGCCGUGGAACUCGGAGUCGUACUUCCGAUUUCGCAAGAUGUACGUGAAAACGACAGUUCACCUGGCCCAUUUCCAGCUGCGCAACCUAUUGGCAUGCACGACACGGUCGACCGCUUUCUAUUCGCAAUGUCGCGGCGUUGUGCGCAAGAUCAACACUCUGACGGGGGCUGAGAGCGUAGCCAUGCGAUUCAAUGAGCAUUCGAACGUGCAGAUCUCGACAAUCGCGGCCGACCUGAACGUUCUAGUUGCCGGUGGUUUUUCUGGCGAAUACUGCAUCUCUGACCUCACUUCCGAGUGCACAGUUUCUACGCAACUCGUCGGGGCCGCUUGCCGGCCCUUUGCGUCCAACGACCUCAGCCUUCGGGUUCUGGAUCUCAAGACGGGCAAGGUGAUAUCCGCGGUGCAAUUUCCGUUUGCGGUGAACUGCACGGCCAUCUCUCCAGACCGCCGUCUGCGUGUGGUGGUGGGCGACUCGCUCAACGCAUACAUCAUUGCUGCGGAGCCGGAGCGCAGUUUAACGCGCCGAAACAACGCGCGACGGCCAGAAAUGCUAAAUGUGCUCGGGGGCCAUAAGGACUAUGGGUUCGCAUGUGCAUGGGCCCCCGAUGGAUACACGCUGGCAACGGGCAACCAGGACCGGACCAUCAAGGUCUGGGAUGCACGAAAAUGGAACGACGCACAGGGCCAGUCGACACCGGUGGCCACACUCUUCACCGAGAUGGCGGGUGUACGCAGCCUUCAGUUCUCGCCGGCCGGCUCUGGCAAGCGGGUGCUUGUGGCUGCGGAGGAGGCGGACUUUGUCAGCGUGAUUGACGCGGAGUGUUUCCGGACAAGCCAGGGGCUGGAUAGCUUUGGUGAGAUCAGCGGCGUGUCUCUGACGAAUACGGGACGAGAUCUGCUGGUCCUCUGUUCGGACAGGACGCGUGGCGGGCUGCUGAAGUUUGAGCGGUGCGACACGGAGAACACGCUGGCCAACGGGGGCGGAGUGACUGGGCGCAACCAGGUGCUGGAGAUGCGUCGGCCAGGUUGCAGCCAGCUGGACUGGCCGGGUCAACAGGAUGAAGUUCCGCGGCGGGUGAAGCAGCGCACGAACCGUCUGCGUCUGCGGGCGGCUGCAGCCCUCGACAUGGAGCCGUUUUAA